Messenger RNA from Ixodes scapularis (black-legged tick), 794 nucleotides. RefSeq lists its product as uncharacterized. The record is from RefSeq and is a predicted model, not a curated record. The transcript is spliced from 2 exons. NCBI's taxonomy places the organism in Eukaryota, Metazoa, Arthropoda, Arachnida, Ixodida, Ixodidae. Bases 20 to 595 code for a protein of 191 amino acids.
CGGCGAGGCCAUCAACAGCAUGUGGCUUACCAUGAUUUUCGUACAGGCACUGCCUUGCCUGUUGGGAGCAGCGCCAACAAUCAACGUUGCCGAAAUCCCGGCCUUCCAGGUUCCGGCAUCUGACAGUCAUCGCUCGGAUUACGGAAGUCAUCGGCUGCAACCAAGUGUUAUCGUCUUCACAACGCCCCCUGCUUCAUCCGGGUUAGUGACGUCAAGUUGUGCAGCGUCUAUAAAGGAGGAUCCUCAAGACUUCUUCACCAGUGGGCACGGCGAGGCCAUCAACAGCAUGUGGCUUACCAUGAUUUUCGUACAGGCACUGCCUUGCCUGUUGGGAGCAGCGCCAACAAUCAACGUUGCCGAAAUCCCGGCCUUCCAGGUUCCGGCAUCUGACAGUCAUCGCUCGGAUUACGGAAGUCAUCGGCUGCAACCAAGUGUUAUCGUCUUCACAACGCCCCCUGCUUCAUCCGGGUUAGUGACGUCAAGUUGUGCAGCGUCUAUAAAGGAGGAUCCUCAAGACUUCUUCACCAGUGGGCACGGCGAGGCCAUCAACAGCAUGUGGCUUACCAUGAUUUUCGUACAGUGUGCUUCCGAAUGACUGGCGAACAGCGCGUGUAGUGCCAAUUCAUAAGAAGGAUGAUCAUUCUGUUGUAAGCAAUUUUCGUCCUAUUUCUAUCACUAGCAACUCAUGCAAACUUAUGGAACAUAUGGUUAGUAGUUAUAUUCGAAAUUUCUUGGAAGAGAGGAGUUUGCUGACUUCUUUUCAACAUGGUUUCCGGAGGGGGUACUCCACAAUU